AGGCUGGAGAUGGUGGUUUUCUUCAAAUAUAUAGACCUUCUUCCCAACCGCAGCUCACAUAAUCCUCAACUACAUUAGCCAUGACAAUUUAUUUCACAACUCUUUUCUUCAUCAUUUUCCCCAUCAUUCUCUUCAUAUUUAUCCGGAGAAAAAGCGCAAGAUCAUCACGGCUUCCUCCAGGCUCACUUGGCAUCCCCUUCAUCGGCCAAAGCCUCACUCUUCUCAGCAAAAUGAGGUCCAACACAGCCGACAAAUGGGUUCAAGAAAGAGUCCAAAAAUACGGUCCAGUCUCGAAACUAAGCCUGUUUGGCUCCCCCACUGUUUUUUUGCAUGGACCGGCUGCCAACAAGUUUAUUUUUAGUACUAGUACUAGCAUCAUCAGUAACCAGCAGACAGCAUCAAUAAAGAUGAUUUUGGGCGAGUGCAAUCUUUUUGAGCUCAGUAGCGAAGAUCAUAAGCGUGUCAGGUCCGCGCUUGUGCCCUUCUUGAAGCCGGAAUCUUUGAAGAGAUAUACUGGAAAGAUGGAUACUGAGUUUAGGAAUCACCUUAAGAUGUACUGGGAAGGCAAGGACCAGGUCACGGUAUUGCCAUUGAUGAAGACGCUCACAUUCAACAUUAUUUGCUCUUUACUCUUUGGACUUGAGUCAGGACCGAAAAAAGAAAAACUGAUCAGGCUUUUUCAAGAAAUGAUUGAGGGAAUGUGGUCGAUCCCCAUUAAUCUACCAUUUACAAAUUACAACAGGAGCCUAAGGGCGAGUGCAGAGGUCAAGCAAUUGGUGAAAGAACUUGUAUGUGAAAAGAGAAUUGAUCUUAAUUUGAAGGGUGCUUCAUCCAACCAAGACCUUAUCACUAGCCUGCUCAGUGUUCGCGAUGAAAACAACAAAGAAAUUAUCUCAGAAAAUGAGAUUGUUCACAAUGUCAUGCUUAUCAUGGUCGCGGGACAUGACACUUCCUCUGUCGUGAUCACUUUUCUGAUGCGACUUCUGGCCAAUAACACUGAGGUGUAUAAAUCUGUUCUUCAAGAACAAGAAAAUAUUGCAAAGGACAAGUCGUCGGGGGAGCUUCUGACCUGGGAUGACCUUGUUAAGAUGAAGUACACAUGGAGAGUAACUCAGGAACUACUAAGAGUAAUUCCUCCUGUAUUUGGAGGCUUUAGGAAGGCACUAAAGGACAUCGAAUAUGGUGGUUAUCUCAUUCCAAAAGGAUGGCAGAUAUUCUGGGCAACAAACAUGACUCACAUGGACAGUACUAUAUUUGAGGAGCCAUCAAAGUUUGAGCCUGCAAGAUUUGAGAACCAAGCUUCUAUUCCUCCAUACUGCUAUAUUCCAUUUGGAGGAGGAGCUCGUGUAUGCCCGGGUUAUGAGUUUGCAAGGAUUGAAAUCCUGGUGGCAAUACAUUAUUUGGUCACCAGAUUUACAUGGGAAUUGUGCUGCAGCGACGACUCCUUCAAAAGAGAUCCAAUGCCAGUGCCUACUCAGGGUCUUCCUGUCAAGCUAAUACCAAAGAAAGUAUAGUAAUUUAUAUCUUGUGUGCAUGAUUAAACUGCUUAUACUGUAGGAUCAGAGUCUUCAAAGUUCAACUUUUGAUCAUACAAACUUGGGGUUCUUUCAAUGUAAACCUGUUCUGCUUA
Messenger RNA from Daucus carota subsp. sativus, 1630 nucleotides. RefSeq names its product cytochrome P450 716B1. NCBI's taxonomy places the organism in Eukaryota, Viridiplantae, Streptophyta, Magnoliopsida, Apiales, Apiaceae. The transcript is spliced from 4 exons. Gene Ontology annotation, molecular function: heme binding; oxidoreductase activity, acting on paired donors, with incorporation or reduction of molecular oxygen; monooxygenase activity. The record is from RefSeq and is a predicted model, not a curated record. Gene Ontology annotation, biological process: sterol metabolic process. The coding region runs from base 81 to 1514 and encodes 477 amino acids.